Catharus ustulatus (Swainson's thrush) is the source of this 1640-nucleotide messenger RNA. It is a transcript of the gene RAD51C, whose product is annotated as RAD51 paralog C. The transcript is spliced from 9 exons. Gene Ontology annotation, cellular component: Rad51C-XRCC3 complex; replication fork; Rad51B-Rad51C-Rad51D-XRCC2 complex. Gene Ontology annotation, molecular function: ATP binding; ATP-dependent DNA damage sensor activity; four-way junction DNA binding. The record is from RefSeq and is a predicted model, not a curated record. Bases 92 to 1198 code for a protein of 368 amino acids. Gene Ontology annotation, biological process: reciprocal meiotic recombination; meiotic DNA recombinase assembly; DNA repair. Lineage: Eukaryota; Metazoa; Chordata; Aves; Passeriformes; Turdidae.
CGUGUCCGGAGCGUGUCCGAGACGUGUCCGGAGCGUGUCCGGAGCAUCUCGGGGCGACCCGAGGCUUUCCCGGUGCCGGUGCAUCCCGGCCAUGCAGCGGGAGCUGGGCACGCUGCCGCUGGCCCCCGCCCUGCGCGCCCGCCUCGCCGCCGCCGGAUUCCAGACGGCGCAGGAGCUGCUGGACACCGGGCCCUGCGGCCUGAGCAAAGAAAUUGGAAUCUCCAGGGAAGAGGCGCUGGAAGCGCUGCAGGUGGUGAGGCAGGAAUGUGACGGCAAUGCAGCAAGGCCAGCUGGGGGACCAGGUGCCACCAGGAAGUUCACAGCCCUGGAGCUUCUGGAAGAAGAGCAAACCCAGGGUUUCAUCAUCACCUUCUGCUCAGCACUGGACAACAUCCUGGGAGGUGGGGUGCAGCUGACAAAAAUCACCGAGAUCUGCGGAGCACCCGGUGUUGGCAAAACGCAGCUGUGCAUGCAGCUGGCAGUGGAUGUGCAGAUCCCCGAGUGCUUUGGGGGCGUUGCUGGAGAAGCUGUGUUCAUUGACACUGAAGGAAGUUUUAUGGUGGACAGAGUGGUGGACAUUGCAGCUGCCUGUGUGCAGCACUGCCACCUUAUUGCUGAGGCUCAGCAAGAAGAGGAUCAUCAGAAAGCUUUGGAGACUUUCUCUCUGGAAAAUAUCCUCUCUCACAUCUAUUACUUCCGUUGUCGUGACUACACAGAGCUGCUGGCCCAGGUCUACCUCCUGCCAGAAUUCCUGGCAGAGCAUUCCAAGGUCCGGCUGGUGGUGAUUGAUGGAAUUGCCUUUCCCUUUCGCCAUGACUUUGAGGAUCUGUCCCUGCGCACGAGGCUGCUGAACGGGCUGGCACAGCAGCUCAUCAUCAUAGCCAACGACCACAAGGCAGCUGUGGUUCUGACAAACCAAAUGACAACAAGGAUUGGACAAAGCCAGUCCACACUGGUACCUGCUUUAGGAGAAAGCUGGGGCCACGCUGCCACCGUCCGUUUAAUCCUGCACUGGGACAACAGUCAGAGGUUGGCCACGUUGUACAAAUCACCGAGUCAGAAGGAAUCCACCAUAGCCUAUCACAUCACAUGCCAUGGCUUCCGAGAUGUGCAGCCUGCAGCUGUCACUGACAGCCCAGAGGGGACUGAGGGCAACCCCCGCAAACGGCCACGGACAGAGGAGGGGAAGCAGCAGUGAUCCCAAAGUGCAGUGCUGAAACCUGAGAGCAAUGGCAAAACCUGCAGGAGAGCAAUGGCAAAACCUGAGAGCAAUGGCAAAACCUGAGAGCAAUGGCAAAACCUGAGAGCAAUGGUAAAACGUGCAGGAGACCGAUGGCAAAACCUGAGAGCAAUGGCAAAACCUGAGAGCAAUGGUAAAACCUGAGAGCAAUGGCAAAACCUGAGAGCAAUGGCAAAACCUGAGAGCAAUGGCAAAACCUGGGAGCAAUGGCAAAACCUGCAGGAGAGCAGGGCCAGAGUGAACCUGCAGCCAAAGGCAGCCUGGGACUCUCUCAACUUCAGUUCCUGCUCAGGACUUUGUUUUAAUGUUGAGACUGCAAUGUGCAAAUUUCUGUGGCACAAAAUUCCUUUUGUGUGUAGCAUAAUUGUACUUUUAUAAUAAAAAUCUAUGUUUUCUAUAA